This is a messenger RNA of Cuscuta europaea, 5251 nucleotides long. The record is from the annotation of a GenBank genome assembly. Lineage: Eukaryota; Viridiplantae; Streptophyta; Magnoliopsida; Solanales; Convolvulaceae.
AUUUAAUAUUAUAAUUAGUAGCCUAGCUCUAAAAUGUUGUAUAAAUAGGAUAUCAUUUCAUGGAAUGAAUCAAGCUUUUCAGUCUCAAUUCCUCCUUAUUCUAAACUUUGUUAAGAACCUCCACCCCCCUUCUUUCUUUUUAACUAGAAGGACAGGGCUGCUAUAGGGGCUAGUACUAGGCCGGAUUAUCCCAGUGCUUAGAAGAUCCCUAACAAUGUUUCAAUUUCAGUUUUCUGAUAAUAUGGAUACCGGUAGGGUCUAAUGUUGGGAAUUUUAGCUCCCUCCGUGAUUUGGAUGGCAUGGUCGCAACUUCUGUGAGGGGGCAAUCCCUUAGGAGUCUGAAAUACCUGGGGAAAUUCUGCUAGGAUCCUUUCCCAUUCCUCUCCCACUUCAAGAUUUGUUUGCUGAUCAGUUUUCAUGUUCUCACAGUACAGGUAAUACCCUUCCCCAUGAUUUUGUAAUACUUUGCGUAAGGUCUUCCAGGAUGCCAUAGAUCUGCUUAGAGAUGGAUCCCCCUGCAAACUCUUCCUUUGUGCUGCUUCUACCCAUUGGAUAUUAAGUUUUCUGAAAUUGACUUCAACUUUACCAAGGCUGGCCAACCAUUCCAUUCCCAGGAUUAUGUCAGUUCCUCCUAACUCAGGAUAUAAUAGUCUUGUGUGAUCAUUACGUCUUGGACCCAUAUCGGCAAAUUCUCACAUUUACCCUUGUUAUUAAUCCGCUCCCCAUUUCCCAUCUCCACCUAGAACCCUGCGGUGGGUGUAUAGGGCAGUUUUAGGUCAGCCACCAACCUGUGAGAUAUGAAAUUAUGGGUGGCUCCUGAAUCCAAUAGAAUGACUACUGGUGCGCCACUCUCUGGGUUAUUUAAAUUUCCCAUAACUUUGAAGGUUCUUUGUGUUGUAAUCCCUUCAUUGCUCAUACUCGAGAGUUGCAUAGUCAUUUUCUCUCCCUCUGACUCUACCUCGUCUGCGUCAGUCAGCGGGUUGUCCUCCACCUCUGCAUCUUCUGGAAUUUCUGUGAGAGUCAGCCGAUAGUUCUUCAUUUUGCACACAUGUUCCUUGUUCCAUUUGUUCCCGCAUUUGAAACACAAACCCUUCCGGGUUCUUUCCAGCAGCUCCUCCUGUGUCAGCCCUUGUCCCUUUUUCCCGGAGUAAGUGAAUCCAGAUGUUUCUGUGGCCUUGUAGUUUGUCACACCUUUUGCAGCAGUGGGGUUGUUAGGGUAGGUUCCCCCUCUAGUGCCUUCCCUCCAAUUUAAGGAUUUGGCUUGAGUUCCCCCUUUAUCUUUCCAGCCUCUCUUAUCCUCCUCCCUGUGUUUAGCCGUCCUUACUGCAAUAUUCUUAUUUUCGAGUAACAAAGCACGGUCCAUCAACUCAGAUAGGGAUCCCGAAGGGUACAAUUUCAGCUCAGCUCUAACUUCAUCCCGCAACCCAUUCAUGAAAAUCCCCUUCAACAUUUCCGUAUCUGUGUUUUUCAUGGGGGCGAUUACUAAUUCAAAUUCCUCCUUGUAAUCCAUCACGCUUCCCGUCUGUUUGAUACUCAGCAUGGGCCCGUACGGAUUUUGCACCAGGUCUGGCUGAAAUCUUUUGAUAAGGUCUUCCUUAAAAGAUUCCCAACCCCUAUAAUAAGUUUGUCCCUCCCAUCACUGGAACCAGUUGAGGGCUUUACCCUCCAUAGCUAUAAUCACAACCUCUACUCGUUCUUCUUCAGGAAUAUCAUUCAAUCUGAAAAAACGUUCUACUCGGACCAACCAGCCAUAGGCAUCGUCGCCAUUGAAUAUUGGAAGAUCUAUCUUCCUUCCGGUUCGAUGGUGACACCUCACCCUUGACCUUUCAUAGGUUGCGGAAGUUACCCGCGUAGAUCGCGACUCAUCGCGAGUGCGGGAGGGUUCGGUAUGCUGAGGGGACGUCCGUCGAGUAGUUCUGGAACGGCCUCUGCUUCGAUGGUGCUCCAGUUGCCGUCGCCUGGUCCGCAUAUCCUCCGUUCUACGUUUCUCCUGCUGUUGCCACAUAUUUCGCAUCUCCUGCAUCAUGUUGUUUAUCAUUUCGUCCAUCCUAUCACCGAGAUCUGCUACUGUGCGUUCCAUAUUGUCCGUCCGAUGCUCCGUCUGUGAUCGGGUGAGGGGCAUCCACAGUCUCAGGAGUCAAUAUGCUCUGAUACCAAUGUUAGGGCACACACACAGUCCAUCUCAAUAUAGGUUGAGUUUGAUGAGUUUGAGGAAAGUUCAAUGAUUGUUGCAACUAUUGCUUGGGAUAACUCUUUCUCAUGGACAUAUCGGAAGUCUAUCAAUAAACUACAUGAAACAAUGUGUGAGGUUCACACUGUGGCUGAACAUUUGGUGAAGAGAGUUCCCGAUACAUAUGGACUCCAGAAAACUCACAUUCCCGGAAAAACAUCUUGGGAUCAGGCUGUUAAUCGUGCUUUGCAUAUGAUAAAGCGGGAUUACUCUACACUGAUCAAGGUUUAAUAUACGCAAUUUUUUAUUUAAAGUUAAUACGAGUUUUAGCCCUUCAUUUAUAGAGAUUGCUACUUUUUAGCUCUUGACUUUCAAUUGGGCGUCUUUUACUCCCUAAGUUUUCAAACGUACCGAUAUAGUCCAAAUGGUCCAAAAUAUAUCUAUACAAAGAAAUGUUGUUUGGUAAAGUAGUGACAUUUUAGACAUUUGAACUAAAUUUGGUUAGCUUUGAGAAGCCGAGGGACCAAGAGUGGUUGAACUGGUAGUCGAGAACGAAAAGUGGCAUUGUCGAGCAUCCAAAAAGAAAAAAGAAAAAAAAAAGAACUGAAUGUUGAUAUAUUUAUUUUAGCCAUUGCUCGACACAUCUGCUAGAAUCAACAACAAAGCCAUAUAAGUGGUUCUUUCAAGUCACAUAUAGUUGAGCUCAUCUAAGUGUACCAUAUUGAUUUUUCUCAUUUUGUCUAAAAGUACAAGGUGACCAAUCAGUCGACCAAAGAACUCAGUACCCGGUGAAUAGCGAGCUAUUCAAGUUGAUCAUGUAUCUGAGAGCAGCUAAUUAACCAACUGCGUUGCCGCCAGCAGCGGCGACGCCGACCGUUAAGCUCCAUGUCUGAUGCAAUUUUAAGACACCGAGUUGUACUACUCAAUGAGCCAGGAUGCUUUAAUUUUUCUCUGCCACCUCUACCUCUCUUUCCCAGCCAAUCUGCUACUCAAAGAAAUCACCGUCAUCAAGCACAUUGUUCUCUGUCCAUGAAUGGGUGCCAAGGUGACCCAAGAGCCCCCUUCGGAACCAUUGAAGCUCAAACAUUUCCGGCUGUCUCGAGCCUAUCACUGGCGAUGGAAAGCCUCAAUUCCGCCAUUUCGAACCUCCUCAACUCCGACCCUUCGCCGUUUGACUCUGGCAUUAUUCGCCUUCAGGUACCGAUUAAAGAGAAGAUUGAGGCACUCGCCUGGCUGCAUGCCCAAAACCAUCUUCCUCUCCUCCCGCGCUGUUACUUCUCCAGUAGAAGCCGAGACUUUGACACCGAUCAUUCAUCCAUUGAACAUCUUAGUGCUGAUCAUUCAGUUCUUUCAUCAUCUCAAAAGCAUAGGGUGGUGAGUGUAGCUGGCAUUGGCUCGGCUGUCUUCUUCCGCCACUUACGCCCUUUCUCAUUCGACGAUUGGCUCUUCAUUAAGAGGUUUCUCUCCAAGGGAUGCCCUCUAAUUCGUGCUUAUGGUGCCAUUCGCUUUAACGCCACUGUAAGCAUUGCUUCAGAAUGGAGAGCUUUUGGAUCAUUUUUCUUUAUGGUUCCACAGGUUGAGUUUGAUGAGUUUGAGGAAAGUUCAAUGAUUGCUGCAACUAUUGCUUGGGAUAACUCUCUCUCAUGGACAUAUCGGAAGUCUAUCAAUAAACUACAUGAAACAAUGUGUGAGGUUCACACUGUGGCUAAACAUUUGGUGAAGAGAGUUCCCGAUACAUAUGGACUCCAGAAAACUCACAUUCCCGGAAAAACAUCUUGGGAUCAGGCUGUUAAUCGUGCUUUGCAUAUGAUAAAGGGGGAUUACUCUACACUGAUCAAGGUUGUACUUGCUCGCAGCAGCAGAGUUGCAACUGCUACAGACAUUGACCCUUUGACAUGGUUAACUUGCCUGAAGUAUGAAGGAGAAAAUGCAUAUCAGUUCUGUAUACAGCCUCCUGAAUCAUCGGCAUUUAUUGGAAAUACUCCAGAGCAAUUAUUUCAUCGAGACCAACUCAGCGUUUGCAGUGAUGCUCUUGCUGGCACCCGAGCUAGAGGUGGAACAGAGCUUCUAGAUCUCAAGAUAGGGCAGGAUUUGCUUUCCAGCCCGAAAGACAAUUAUGAGUUCGCUAUAGUACGGGAGUGGAUUAGAAGGAGACUGGAGGCUGUGUGUUCCAGUGUGCUGAUUGAACCAAAGAAAGCUUUGAAAAAACUUCCUAGAGUCCAACAUCUUUAUGCCCGAUUGUCGGGGAGGCUUCAAAGUGAAGAUGAUGAGUUCAAGGUUCUAUCAUCACUUCAUCCAACUCCAGCAGUUUGUGGGUAUCCGACAGAAGUUGCACGGGUUCUAAUAGCAGAAACUGAAACGUUCGAUCGAGGAAUGUAUGCUGGCCCUGUUGGUUGGUUUGGAGGAGAAGAGAGUGAAUUUGCCGUUGGAAUCCGCUCAGCGUUGGUUGGUAAGGGUCUUGGUGCAUUGAUUUAUGCUGGAACAGGGAUAGUCGAAGGAAGCAGUUCAUCUUCAGAAUGGGAUGAACUAGAGCUGAAGACAUCACAGUUUACCAAACUGAUGAAACUUGAGGUUCCUGCACUGGCAAUGGGUGGAGACAGGAGGAAUACUAACCAAACGGGUUGAUGAUUAUCAGUUUUACGUAGGGGUGGGUUCGGUUGUUUCGGUUCGGUUGUUUGGUUUUGACCAAAACCAAAUACAUAAUCAAAGUAAAAAGUUUGGUUCGGUUUUGGUUCGGUUUUGGUUCAGUAUUACAUUUCAAACUUGGAACCACGGUUUGAUUGGUUCGUUUUUUUUGUUAUUUAAUUUAAAAUGAUACAAUAUUAUUUGGGUUUUAUAUUUUGAAAACUAGUAUGGCCACGUCGUGGUAAUGUAUACAUACAGGGGCGGAAUUAGGGCACCGGGCCGGAUUAGGCCGGUACAAAAAAUGUUUUUUGGAAAAAUUUUACACAAAAUAUAGAUUUUUUUUUUUUAAUUUGGAUUGGGUCGAGGCUAGGAUUGGCCUUCCUUAUCUACGUCCAUGUAUACAUACAGUGAUUCUAUAAUCUAUAUCAACACUGGCAUUUGGAAUCUUGUACUUUG